This is a messenger RNA of Babjeviella inositovora NRRL Y-12698, 2105 nucleotides long. Its product is annotated as glucose-induced degradation complex subunit. Gene Ontology annotation, biological process: proteasome-mediated ubiquitin-dependent protein catabolic process. Gene Ontology annotation, cellular component: cytoplasm; GID complex; nucleus. The transcript has a single exon. The record is from RefSeq and is a predicted model, not a curated record. Gene Ontology annotation, molecular function: ubiquitin protein ligase activity. NCBI's taxonomy places the organism in Eukaryota, Fungi, Ascomycota, Pichiomycetes, Serinales. Bases 438 to 1991 code for a protein of 517 amino acids.
GCCAAUCACCUCAAUAAGGCCACACUUUUAAGCGCCAUUUCCAGGGAAACUCCUCAUCAAGUCACCCUACCAGACUAUUUUUCCUCCUUAGUUGCCCGUAAUAACACCCCUUCUCGUCAUAGAAGCCAGACCCUAGCCGUAUUCAGACUACUCGCUAUUCUCACCCACUCGAUCUACAGUUUGACUUAGCUGGCUUAAACAGAUACAGAAAUUUACCCGGAGUUUAAGUUGAUUCGGUUUUGAUAAACGGUUCCAACGUAUUCGCAGGUUCAAAUCAACACUCCUUAGUGCUUGUUACGCCCUUUCGGCUUUACCGUUCACAGUUGCAUCCGUUACGACCCCUUCUGCUUGUCGAAUCGAUUUACUAACUUUGGUGUUUGGAAUUCGCUCCAGAUUUAUAACAAGCACACAGAUCACCUCUUUUCACCCCUCUCGUAAUGUCUGUCGACUUCCACAUCCUGCUCCAGCAGUCCAACUUCAAAAUCCCACACGAGCUCGCCAAGAAAAAUCUCAAGUCGAUACAGAAGCUCAUCGAAAAGCAAAAGAAACAGGUUUUGGCAGACUUAUCCAAAAUCACUGGGGCCCAGGCAGCGGUUAAACUCUCUAAACAGCAGCGCCUGGAAGCACUCGCCAAAAUCAUUCGCGGCUUUGAUGCGUUCCUGACCAAACUCCUGGCAAAAGCUACUAUUGCAGCGGAUUUCAUGCAUCGAUUGCAGUGUCGGUCGGACAAAAUAAAGGAGCUUCAGACAUUAAUAUCGGCGAGCAGCGAAGACUCUGGGAUCACAGCCCAGUCUAUUCGCCUUGGCCAGUGGUACCGCGAUCAAAUAAAUUUGCUCGUGGUGGACUACCUUCUCAAAUCAUCAUCGGGCGGCGAAAACAUUGGUCUUGAGUUGCUCGAGCAGCUUGCUGCGCUGGACCCGAACUUGAAAAACCUCAUCGACUUUGAUGUGUACGUGCAGUAUAAUAAGAUUUACACAUCCAUUACACAGGACCACGAUAUUUCCUUGUUGAACAGUUGGUUCCAGGAUAACAAGUUAACAAUCAAGAAAAUUGUCUACGUCAAAAGCGUGGCCUCGGACGAGGAGCAGAAAAGCAAAGAGACGGUGGAGUAUGGUUCCUCGCUUGAGUUUGAGCUCAAAUUUCAAGAGUUCUUGAACAUUGUCACUGAGGGUAGUAUCAUCGAUGCCAUUGGGUUCUGUAAGACCUCGUUGGCAGCUUACAUGGACCUUACGAACUACACGUAUGACUACAACUACCACCAAAAUAUCAAACGGAUCACCAACAUUGGUGGUAUCUUGCUUUACAAAUCUAUGCAAACAGAAGAUGGCAUGCCAAAGCAAUCUGAGAAUGAUGAUUCACAGGAGCCGGGUUUUGUCACCGCUUAUCAUACCCUCGUUUCCCAGAAGCGAUGGCUGGAUCUCGGAAAGUUGUUUACAGCGGAUUUCUUUCAGAUCUACGGCAUCUCGUACAACUAUCCCUUGUUCAUCUACCUAUCUGCCGGGUUGUGCUCUCUCAAGACUAAAUCAUGUGCCGGAUGUGACGUCGAGUACAUCACUUCUAAGCAUGCUGAAGGGUUGAAGGCUUCCGCAGGGAGUGAUACCGAGAUGGAUUUAGGUGCCACUGACAUUGUUUCGCCUGAUCUAAGCUCCAGAGGCUCAUCUGCGGGGUCGUCAGUUCCCUCAGCACCACUCAAGGUUAACUUCUGUCCCGUGUGCUCUGCCGAGCUCUAUGAUUUGACGACGCAUUUGCCCUUCGCACACCUUGUCACUAGUAGCAUUAUCAGCGGGAACCCGAUCAUGUUACCAAACGGUAAUAUUUAUGACGAAGACAAGUUGUUUAACCUCCAGGAAAAGUUGCGGAGCAAGGAGUUGAGAGAGAAAGAUAGCGAAGCGAGCGGAGAGGAUGAUAGUGAGGAUGAUGAGAUGGUGUAUGAUCCGAUCACAGGGGAGAAGUUUGAGAUGGGCCAAAUUGAAAAAGCCUAUCCAACUUAGAGCCACCAAGGUACGAACGUAAUGUCGAACUCGAAUAUGAAUUAUGCCAAUUUAAUUUUUAAAAAGUCUACGUAUAUGAUAUUUGCAAGGUCAUUAGAUAAUAGACAAAGUAAG